Molecule: messenger RNA, 1718 nt
Organism: Xyrauchen texanus (razorback sucker)
Lineage: Eukaryota; Metazoa; Chordata; Actinopteri; Cypriniformes; Catostomidae
Gene: ddx39b
Product: DEAD (Asp-Glu-Ala-Asp) box polypeptide 39B
Biological process (GO): mRNA export from nucleus; mRNA splicing, via spliceosome
Molecular function (GO): RNA helicase activity; ATP binding; RNA binding
Source: RefSeq, a predicted model, not a curated record
GCCAUAGUGGACUGUGGCUUUGAGCACCAUCUGAGGGCGAUCUUGGGGAUGGAUGUCUUAUGUCAAGCUAAGUCUGGAAUGGGGAAGACAGCUGUCUUUGUGUUGGCCACCCUUCAACAGCUGCAGCCAGUGACUGGUCAGGUAUCAGUGUUGAUGAUGUGUCAUACCCGAGAGCUGGCAUUCCAGAUGAGCAAAGAGUAUGAGCGCUUCUCCAAAUACAUGACAAGUGUCAAGGUGGCAGUGUUCUUUGGGGGUUUGUCCAUAAAGAAUAAUGAGAAGGUGUUGAAGAGAGAGAGCCCUCGUGUGGUGGUGGGAACUCCUGCUAUUCUUGCUCUGUCUCGCAACAAGAGUCUCAACCUGCGCCACAUCAAGCACUUCAUCCUGGACGAAUACGACAAGAUGAUGGAGCAACUUGACAUGCGUCGUGAUGUCCAGGAAAUCUUACGUAUGAUCCCUAACGAGAAGCAGGUCAUGAUGUUCAGUGCCACGCUGAAGACGAGUGCCGCUGAAGAGAUCCGUCCCGUCUGCAGAAAGUUCAUGCAAGAUCCGAUGGAAAAUUUUGUGGACGAUGAGACCAAGCUGACACUUCACGGCCUCCAGCAGUACUACGUCAAGCUGAAGGACAAUGAGAAGAACAGGAAGCUCUUUGAUCUCCUGGAUGUAUUGGGGUUCAACCAGGUGGUGAUCUUCGUGAAGUCGGUGAAGCAUUGUAUUGCUCUGACUCAGUUACUGGUUGAGCAAAACUUCCCUGCCAUUGCCAUUCACGGGGCAAUGCCUCAAGACGAAAGACUAGCUCGAUAUCAGCUAUUUAAGGAUUUCCAAAGAAGGAUCCUGGUUGCCACAUACAUUUUUGGCCGAGGUAUGGACAUCGAAAGAGUCAACAUUGCCUUCAACUACGACAUGCCUGAAGAUUCAAACACUUACCUUCACAGGGACAGUUCAUUAAUGGGACAAUGAUUAUCAUAUAUAAAGCUAUGCACAAUGAAAUAAGCCAUAGGCUAUGGAAAUCAAUUCUGUUUUGUAAAUUGAUUUUACCCAAACAUCAUUUUAUUUCCCAAUCUUUUAGGUUGCGAGGGCAGGCAGGUUUGGAACGAAAGGUCUAGCCAUCACUUUGGUGUCAGAUGAAAGUGAGGCCCGCGCUUUGAAUGAUGUUCAGGACAGGUUUGAGGUGAACAUCAGCGAGCUUCCAGAGGAGAUUCACAUCUCAUCAUAUAUUCCUCCUAGUUGAACAAACAAGAUAGAGAUGAUGAAGAAAAACAAAGGCUAUAUCUUUGGAGAAUGCAAGGCAAUGUUUCAUUUGGUAGCAACUGAGAGUUUGCAUUCUACAUAGACUGUUAUGGUGUUAUUGAGUACAUAUAAUAAAUGACAUUGUUAUCCUAUAUUGUGGCGGGUUUCCCAGUCCCUCGGUAAUUGCAUUGCUUUGAUUUUGCUCUUGUUAUUAGUUAAAAGUGUUUUGAAAUCUUUCAAAUGUUAAUAUUUAUUUAUUCUAAAACUACUCAUUUUCAUGUUUUUGAGAUUUAAUUAUUUCAAAUGAGGAGGAAUAUUCUUUGUUCUGUUUUGGAUUGUAAUGCACCAUACAUUUGAUUGCAUUGAUGAAAAACUGUUUGAAAGUUAUUGAUUACAGUAGCAUUAUAUCCUGAAUGCAUAUUGCCAGUGAAGUAGGAGUCGACAAAAUGUAUUCAGUGUUUGUUCAAUUGCCAGAAGCCACUUUGUUUCAA